AUGGCAAAACAUGACAAAGCAACAACAGCACAACAUGAACAUGACAUUCCCAUGCCAGAGCUGAGACUGGGCGAAGCUGAAGUGCUCAAAGAUGAGAAGGACCAGGCAUGGCAAUGCAAAGCUCACUGCCUCAAUUUCCCCAAGCCGGGCAAAGGAAGGCGAAGGGCUUGGUUGGUGCCAGACUUCGUUGGAGAGGAGGCCGAGCAGAUCUAUGCAGAGGUGCAAUGCUCUUCGUCCUCGUCCAAGCCAGGUGGGAUGCGGACGUUGGAAGUGAUGCGGUGUGCUGAGUAUCAAUUGGCUUCCACAUUGCUGAAGCGCGUGGUCGAAUCCAAGCUGUUGCCUUUGCUCCAGCACCUGGACAAAGGUGUGCCUGAGUUGGUGGCCAGCUCCGCCUUCAUCAGAUGGGCUUCAGCACCAGAGGAAGAAGGCGGGUCCGCCGAGUGUGAAGCAGACCACUGGCACUAUUACACGGUGCUCCUACCUCUCUAUGCCUGUGAGCUGUUGUUGCAGCCAGCACCGACACGGCGCUCCCGGCGUCGACAGCUGCUGGCGAAAGGAGACCUCUUCAUACAUCGCUUCGAUUUGCCAACCAGCCUGCGUGAUGGCUGCUACCUUGUGCUGAAGUUCAAGGACUCUAUGCUAUCUUGCCUCACCAAUACAGCUCCGUGGCAUACAGACCUUGCCAAAGAGGGCGACGCUGAUGCCCAAUGGGCCUUAGCCUUGCAGCUGCAGCAACGUGAUGCCAGUGCCUCUGAGGUGUUGCGGUGGCUGCGUUCUGCAGCUGAGCAGGGACACGCUGAUGCACAGGCAUGUCUCGGCGAGCGCUGCGAGGAGGAUUCCCUGAGCUGGCUCCAUGAAGCAGCCCUCCAAGGCCACCGCCGCGCGCAGCGUGCGCUGGCGGAGCGCUUGCAUGUCCAGGGCAACAGGGCUGAGGCACAGAAGUGGCUGCGCCGAGCAGCAGAAGAGGAGGAUUUGCAGGCGGCGGAGCUACUGGUGGUUUGCCUGGUGCGUGAGGGCGAGAUCUCCGAGGCCCUCCAUUGGUGUCGUUGGGGCGCUGGCCGGGGCUCGGCCAGCUUGCAGCACCGCUGGGGAUUGCAUUUGCUGGCCGGGGAGUGCUGUACCAAGGAUGAGGCAGCAGGCCUGGCUUGGUUGCGCCGGGCUGCAGAGCAAGGCCACCCAGAGGCCACCAACAACCUGGGCGUGGCCCUCGCGAUUGGUCUUGGCAUUGCACCCGACUUGCAAGAGGCCCAGCGCCACUGGCGUGCCGCUGCGCGCCUGGGAGAUUCCUACGGCGCGGCGAACGCGGCGAAGGACGCGGCCAACACGGCAAAGUCAGCCACGGUGGUGAUGAGCGAAAAGCAGCUGGCUGAGCUGCAGCAGUUGAUGAAGGAGGUCAAUGAGCUUCAAGAAGAAGCACAGGGGGAGGCGAUGAAGCAGAAGGUGGCCCCAUUGGCCGAUCUGCUGCGUCAGCUCCGGGACUCCGCCGCACCGCGAGCGCCGCCCUCGCACGAUGCCCACGACGCCCCGGUGCCACGGGGCGUCACCGCCGUGGCCCGAGCGUCGGCGGCAGUGGGGCUUGGUGGUGGCGAACCCUUCAUUUUGAGAGAUGCAAUGGAUUGGCUUAGUGGACAAAAGGUCUUGGACUUCAUGCCGCGUCUCAUGACAGCCUGCGGGAGAGACGUCGUUGCGUACGAGAUUCAGGGAAAGGGUAUGUCAGCCCAAAGUAUGGCUGCGCCCUUUGCCCAGUACAUCCAGCAGCUCCAGCGUAGCGAUGUUGGGGCCGCUUACCUCAUGAGUUCCGACCAGCUCUUGGAGCGCCCGGAGCUCCAGGAUCUACUCCAAAGCCCCGAAGGCCUUGCGGUCCGAGGUGAUAUGCCGCCUUUGCCGCACUGGCUGACAGUGGGUGGAGCUGGUGCGAAGACGCUGUUGAAGCGCGAUCCUGUUGUUACGGCCUCCUGGACGAUGCUGGUGCUAGGCAGCGCCCGCUGGUCCCUGCUGCCGCCCGGCAGCAGCCCAAGCUUAGCUGGUCCCCCAGAUCGCUGGGGAGAUACGCGCUCAGAGGAGACUCUGGGAUGUCAGGGAAGCGACAACUUGUUGGAUGGUUGA
This is a messenger RNA of Durusdinium trenchii, 2106 nucleotides long. NCBI's taxonomy places the organism in Eukaryota, Dinophyceae, Suessiales, Symbiodiniaceae. The record is from the annotation of a GenBank genome assembly.